Messenger RNA from Chelmon rostratus (copperband butterflyfish), 6418 nucleotides. It is a transcript of the gene pla2r1, whose product is annotated as phospholipase A2 receptor 1. The record is from RefSeq and is a predicted model, not a curated record. The transcript is spliced from 30 exons. Gene Ontology annotation, molecular function: signaling receptor activity. Bases 671 to 5125 code for a protein of 1484 amino acids. Lineage: Eukaryota; Metazoa; Chordata; Actinopteri; Chaetodontiformes; Chaetodontidae. Gene Ontology annotation, cellular component: plasma membrane; signaling receptor complex.
UACUUGUACAAUAUUGUAUUUCUACGUUUUCUUAAGUGACAGAUCUGAAUUUUUUGCCACCACCUUUAUGGAUUGUUUUUUAACAUGUAACUGAAUUUGACUGAGGGAAACUAAAUGAGUCCAACCUUUGCCAAUCUUUGAGAAUAAUUAUAAUCCAUGCAUAUUAUUCUGAAAUGGGUCAUUCUGCAUGAUGAGUACUGCUGAUAGUUUAAGUAUAUUUUGAUGCUAUUACUUUUACUCAAGUGAAAGUUUGAAUGCAUGACUUUUGGUUUCACUCCUUUUACAUAUUGAGAAGAUGGGAGCACUUCACUACUCAUUGGUGACUUCUUCCUCCAGGCGUCCCAUGAAUGCGGUGAAGUUCAAAGUGAGAUGCCGGAGUGGCAGCACGGAGUCGUUGUGUCCUGUUUAUUUGCUGGAUGCCUGUUGUUCCGUCGCUGUUAUGGCUCGGCCCCAGAGAAAACAGUCCGGAGCGGCAGGAAUGCGGCCUCUCGACCGGCGCGCAGCGGCAGCUCCUCCGUCAGACGUGACGUCGCUGGUCCCCCGCUGAAAAACUUGACUCGGCCGAAGUUUUUCUAUGAGCGAGAAAACAACGAGCCCGAAGUCCCGUCUCUGACCAGGAGCCUCGGAAUGCGCGGACAUUGGCGCGUCGACACCGCAUCCCGCCGUCGAAAUGUUCGCGCAGUUGUUCCGUUUCGUCGACUCCGUGGCGGUGCUGGCGACUAUUUGUGCAGCGGUGCUGUUGGCUAAAAGCUGCGUGGGUGUCACCGAGGAGGACGAUGAGGUCCUGGAUAAAAAGCAGCUCAUGGAGUUUUACAAAAAGGGUCUGUUCAUCCUGGAGAGCGAGCCGCUGAAGCGCUGCAUCACGGUGGAUCGCUCUAACCUGGUGCUGGAGGACUGCGAGCGGCCCACGCGCCGCAUGCUGUGGAAGUGGGUCUCCAGACAUCGCCUCUUCAAUUUGGGCACCAGCACGUGCCUGGGCCUGAACAUGUCGGACACGACGCAGCCGCUCGGCACGUUCGAGUGUGACACGGCCCUGCCCGUGAUGUGGUGGCGCUGCAACGGAAACAUGCUGUACGGACUGUCCCACUGGAAGGUGGCUGUGGCCGGACGUUUGGUGGUGGUGAAGAAAAACUCUUACCAUGAGUGGAAAAGGUACAACACGCCCAGAGAGGGGCCCUGCUCGUAUCCAUAUGAAGAUAUCCACACUUUGCUGGGGAAUGCACAUGGCAUGCCCUGCGCUUUGCCCUUUAGAUACAACAACAAAUGGUACUCUGAGUGCACGACUGAGGGGCGUGAGGACCACCUUCUAUGGUGCGCUACCAGCACUCGCUAUGAUGAGGCCGAAAGAUGGGGCUUCUGUCCGGUGAAAGAUUCCAGUUGUGAGCGUUUCUGGGAGUCAAACCAGGAGCUUCGGGCGUGUUACCAGUUCAACCUGUACACCAUCCUCACCUGGAGUCAGGCGCUGUCAACCUGCCAGGCUCAAGGCGGCAACCUGCUCAGCAUCACCAGCCUGGCAGAGCACAGGUACAUCCGAGAUCGACUUGCAGGUGUUGGAGCGAUGGUGUGGAUUGGGCUGAACCACUUGAAGGAUGGGCGGGGGUGGCAGUGGUCUGAUGGAGCACCUCUGUCACUAGUCAAUUUCACCACAGCUCUGCCCGCCAGCCCGCUACAGGACAACAGACAGUGUGGAGUGCACAACUCAGUCUACGAGGGUCAGUGGCAGAGUCUUUCCUGCGAGUCUGCGCUGCCUUACAUCUGCAAGAAGACGCCUAACGACACCCGCAGAGCCGAGCCGCUGGAGAACUGGCAGUAUAUCCACACAGAGUGUGCUAACGGCUGGUGGCCUCAUAAUGGUUUCUGCUACAGGGUGCUGUCAGAAGCAGGAAGUUGGGAGGAGUCCUCCCGGGCCUGUGGCUCUCAGGGGGCGAACCUCACCAGCCUCCGCUCCCUGUCUGAGGUGGAAAUGCUGCUCAGCCUUCUGGCAAACUUUUCUGGGGAGAGUAUGGAGGUGUGGAUCGGUCUUUGGAAACAGGCAUUCUCGCCGACUGUAGAGUGGUCUGAUGGCUCACCAGUAACUCUCACUCUCUGGCACCAGUAUCACCCUCCCCACAACCUGACGGACGCAACUCUUUGUGCCAAAGUCGACAGGAAGGUAGGUAACUGGCUCUUAGCGUCAUGUGAUGAGCGACUGCCUGCUGUGUGCAGAAGAGAAAGCCAGAAUCCCGUUCAUCACCGAGGAACCUGGGAUGAGGGCUGUCCUGAGGGCUGGAAGCGACAUGGCCACUCCUGCUACACGGUGACUAGCCAUGAGCAGAGCUAUGAAGACGCACAGAUGGGAUACUACUGCAAGGCUCCUCUUCUUAAUGUGGAAAACAGGUUCGAGCAGGCAUUUGUCAACAGUUUGCUGAGUGAGAGUGGGGCCAACAGUAGCAUGUAUUACUGGAUUGCCCUCAUGGACAAGGAGAAAGAAGGAGAGUACUAUUGGCAUCUUCACAAUGGCCUCUCUCUGCCUCUGACCUUCACAAACUGGAACAAACAUCAGCCAGUCAGUGCUGGUGGCUGUGUUGCUAUGUCAGGUGGUCCUGCUUUGGGUCACUGGGAGGUGAAAGACUGCAAGUCUCACAAGGCCUUGUCAUUGUGCAAGCAGAGCAUCAGCAGCUACCACGAUAUCCAGCUGCCAGAACACCACAUUGAUGCCUACGCCCCCUGUCCUCCAGGGUGGGAAUCACAUGCCGGGCUGCUCUGCUGUUUUAAGGUGUUCCACGAUGAGAAAGUCCUGAUGAAGCGUUCCUGGGUGGAAGCAGACUUCUUCUGCCAGGCCCUCGGGGCUCAGCUGGCCAGUUUUGACCACUAUGAGGAGCAGGUGUUUGUUAAGCAGCUCCUCAGUACCAUGUUUGAAGGAACAGAGGGUCGCUGGUUCUGGGUGGGUUUAAAUAAGAGAGACCCUGAACAUCCCGGCUCCUGGCAGUGGUCUGACGGUUCCCCCGUAGUGACGUCCUUCAUCGAUGAUAAAAACGAGGAAGAUGACAGGAGGGACUGUGCUGUGUACAGCGACCUGACCAACGCGCUCACGCCGCAGCCCUGUGAUACCAAACACGAGUGGAUCUGCAUGCUGCCCAGAGGUUAUAAACUGGAAAAACCAUACUGGUACACUGAGCAGAGCGAGCCCUGGGUGUUCUACCGCGGAGCUGAGUACCUGCUGGCAAAGCAGCCCUUCGACUGGGAUGCCGUCGCUCUGGCCUGUCAGAUGAUGGGUGCCUACCUGCUGUCCAUUCACUCCAGAGAGGAGCUGCACUUCAUCAAGGAGCGCUUGCAAAGGCUCUCCCUGGGCCCGACCGACUGGUGGAUCGGCCUGUCCGUUGGGCAGCCUGGAGAGGAGGUCAGGUGGAGCGACAAGACAGAGGUAGAUUUUCAGAACUGGGCAGAGGGGAUUGCCAGAGGUGGUCCGAGGAGAAACAGAUUGUGUGUCACCAUGUCCUCCUCGUCAGGGAAGUGGUCGACGAGUAAGUGCAGCGAUCUCCACGGCUACGUUUGCAAGAGAAAGACUGUGUCCGUGGUGGAGACUCCCAGGGAGCCGCACUACAUCGGAGGAUGUCCAGAGGACUGGCUGUACUUUGGACACAAGUGUCUCCUGCUUCACCUCCCUGGCAGUCCAAAGGAGGGAAAGACUUGGAAUGAUGCCCAGUCCAUCUGCUCCUCAUUCAAAGGCUCGCUGGUCGCUAUAGAAGACGAGAUUGAACAAGCGUACGUGACCAUGUUGCUCCAGGGAAGCUCUGUAGGUGUGUGGAUUGGUCUGCAGAAUGAGGACACCAUGAAAUGGACCAAUGGGAAACAAAUCAGCUACACCAACUGGUCUCCAAUUGAACCGAAGAGUUAUCUCACUGAGGAUGACUGGCUCACUUCUGAUGAGCCACUGUGUACUGUUCUGUCCAACAACCACAACUUCCACUUGACAGGGAAGUGGUACGAUGAGAAGUGCAGCGAGAGUGGGUAUGGCUUUGUUUGUCAAAAACCUCAAGAUACAUCCAAACCCCCCACCCACUCCUAUCACCACCCUCCCCCCGACAAUAUUGAGUACAGGAGCCGCAGCUACAAGGUUGUGUCUGGCAACAUGAGCUGGUACGACGCGAUGCAUUUGUGCAUAGAGAAUGAUUCUGACCUAGUGAGCGUUACAGAUGCCUACCACCAGGCUUUCCUUACUGUCCUUGUCAAUAGAUUGGCAGUCCCCCGCUGGAUUGGACUGUAUAGUCAAGACAGUGGCAUCAAUUAUCAGUGGUCAGAUGGCAGUGACACGGUGUACACGCACUGGGACGCAGCCGACGACGACGAAGACAUUGUGUCAGGAGAGUGUGUGUACAUGGACGUGAGCGGAGGCUGGAGAAGAGCCGACUGUGAAGCUCUGCUACCGGGUGCCCUGUGUCAUGUUCCCCCACCAAGCAGCAAACCAUUUAUCUCCUAUGAGGUGGUGUGUCCCUCCACGUGGGUGAAAUUUGAAGAAGGCUGUUACAACUUUGAACCUGUGGUGCAGAAACUUACGUUUGAAGAGUCGAGAGAGCACUGCAGGCAGAAAGUCAACACUUCAGAUGUCCUGACCAUUGAGAGCGAGAAAGAGAAUCGUUUUAUUCUGGAGCAGCUGUGGUCGUCGGGGUUCCUUCAUCACACUGUGUGGUUGGGGAUGUACUUCAACGUUGACACGGAUUCUAUGGCCUGGGUGGAUGGUGCACCGAUAGACUACACCAACUGGCCCAACAAAGCCCCAGACUCCAAGCUGCUGACUGCUGAUGCCUGUGUUACUACCAGGGUGGUUGACGGUGUGUGGCACCUGUCACAGUGCACCGAGCGGCUUGGCUUUGUUUGCAAAACCACCAUAAAUAUAGUGUCUGAGGUGGAAGUGGAACCGCUAAAUGGUUUACAUCACAGUAUCAUCCCUGCAGCAGUGCUGGUGGCUGUGCUGAUCUUUGCCCUGCUGGCAGGAGCGAUGUGGUUUGUGUACAAGAGGAACGCUUCACGUUUUCAGGGGCUCCCGACUCUCGGCAGCGCCUAUUACAGACAAACCAGCUCACAGGCCACAGAGUCGGACGGAAAUGUGCUGAUCACAGACCUGGAGACUCACUCAGGAGAAUAGCACUCAGUGACACCCGUGUCUUUUUUUUAAGGUCUCCCCCCAUUGUCUGUCUGUCUCUCACCAUUUCACCAUCAGGUAUAAAUGCCACAUGACACUGUAAAGCUGUGACGCUGACUCCUCAGGACAGUGGUGAGAUGAUGAUGGAAAACGUCCGUUCUUCAAUCUGAGGAUGUGUUUGAAGGAUCCCCCAUCACUCUCUCCAGUUUUCAUUUAUUCGGUUCGUUUCAAUGAGACAAAUGUUCAUGAGAUGUUUCUUGUGUUGACACUGAAGAGCUCGCGUUUGAAUUUCUAGACAAAGUUCACGUAAAUGAGAAUGUUGAAGAAGGGACGCUAGAGAGCUUGAAACUUGCUAAAAGAGGUACUGAAGACUUAAUGUUUGUCAAAAUCCUGCAGUAUGAGGAUUUCAUCCAUUAUACUUACUAAACUAAUAUUUAGGAAGGUUAAAGACAAUAAAAAACAAGAACGGUUUUACUCAGUAAGAUUUAAACAGGUGAAGAAAAAUCUGGGUCAGCUUGUCACGCUCAAAAGAAGCUUUCAUCAUCGUAAAUAAGAUGCAGGUCAAUGACAAAAAAGAAAUCGGUGAUAUUUUUUAUGUAAUUUUGCAUAUUUCAUUCAGGAGCUGUUAGAGCUGCACAUGUGGUACAGCAAUUUUGUCAGUAUUACUUUUGUAUUUUUGUUUUAUUUUUAUGACGCAUACAUGCUGUAUAUUGAUACCAGAGGGUUUUUUUUUUUUUGUACAUUCAAAACUAACAAUACCUGUAAGGCUAUAUCAGAUUGGAUUUGUUCCCUUGUUCACUAUUGUCUGCUGAUGCAAAACAAAUUAUUAGAUGUAUUUUGCACAAUUUCCUUUGUGUUUUAAUAGAUUAAAGUUAGGCCUAACAGUUCCAGUUUUCCUCACUAUGUCUGGCUGUGUGAAUAACAGAGGCAUGAAAGAAAUAGGGGAAAUCCUCUGUGAAAUCCUUGUCCCCUGAGUUCCCCAUUUCUGUCUAUUAAUUACUUCACUUUUUGGAGAAUUUCUCCUGAAACCAUGACUAUAAUUUACUAUUUCCUCCUAGAACAUCCGCAUUUAAGCUUUGCAGGGUCAGUUGUCUUGCAUUUUUGGUCCUUUGCUAACAAUUUUGCCACUCUUUUUGGAUAAAUGUGUUGUAUCCUUAAUGGAGAGUGUAAAAUACUAGUUUGCAGGCUUGCACCUUCUCGUGUUUCGCCAUCACUACAAAAUGACAUUUCAAAGGUCAGAGAAUGCCUUGCUUUUUAUUACAGAAAAGUCUAAUAAAGGGACAGUGAAAAAAAAAA